Messenger RNA from Echinops telfairi (small Madagascar hedgehog), 1450 nucleotides. RefSeq names its product ciliary associated calcium binding coiled-coil 1 (gene CABCOCO1). Bases 143 to 1102 code for a protein of 319 amino acids. The record is from RefSeq and is a predicted model, not a curated record. NCBI's taxonomy places the organism in Eukaryota, Metazoa, Chordata, Mammalia, Afrosoricida, Tenrecidae. The transcript is spliced from 9 exons.
CUGCCCUGGGCCUUCCCAGCACCCAACCAUUUCCCAGGGCAGGAAACCUCGGAGCCAGGGAGUGGCUUCCCUUUGAGCCCGGAGACCGCAGCCCCUCCCUCGUUGCCAUGGCGACAAAGGGCCGCUAGACUGGGGCGGGAUCAUGGCGACUACUGCGGGAAUGACUUCGGUGCCCACGACCCCCUCAGUGAUGACCCCUGCGGGCACCUCGCCGGAUACAGAGAGGGAUACUGAAUCCAAUGAGCAUGAGGAAAUCCUUUCUCCUGAUUUUCUCUCAAUUGACCAGAUCACUGAAUUGCUAACAGCGGACCCAAAUGGAGUUCAACAAAAACUGCAAGAGUUUUUGAACUUCAAAGAUCUUCAAACUAGUUUAAAGGAAGCUAUUCUAUUAGAUUAUUAUGCAUCUGGAUUUUUGUGGGCUCAAGGGAUGGACUUCUCUGUUAUUCAGUAUUCAAAGUUUAUGACUUUGCUAGAUAUGUUGCUUCAUAAUCUUAAAACACUCCAUAUGUCUUUAGAAGACAGCAUAAAAUGGGUGGGAGAAGUUAUGGCUGAAGUAGGACCAUGCCAUUUAGGAAAAAAUGAUGAAUGGAAUAUCUUUGAUGUUACACAAGCCAAAGCUAUUAUUGAUUACUUAAAAAUCAGCUUAUUUCAACACUACAAGCUAUAUGAGUUCCUGUUCUAUUCUACCAGGGAAGAAAUUGUAAUAGGAACUGAGCAAGUGGUAGAGGUUGUAAAGCCCGCAGAGAGCCCUUUCCCCGGUCCUUUAGAAGAAGGAAUCUCGUUUGAUACUUACUCAACAUUCAUCAUGCCUCCCCCAACAUCAGUUACCGAUACGAAGGGGUUGGAUCAAGAACAAGGCCCUGAGAAGAGCCAGUCAGAAACGGAUGCCUCUGAUAUGGACCCUUUAUCUGGUCUCACCAUUGAAGACAUAAAAUCAGUGCUGGGCCAAGUCACGGAGGACGUUCUCAUCAGCAUUCAGAUGGGUAUGUUACUAUCCACUUCUAAAACCUGCUAUCUGGUGCUGUUGGCCCUGAACAUGGCCACAUCCUUUCCCAAAGACCGAGAUCAACGAAAAGCUGCAAAUACAGGAAGAGGCCUUUAAUGCACGGAUAGAAAAAUUGAAAAAGGUCUGAGGAUGGGGCGCAAGGAGAGUGUCGCUAAACUUCACAGAAACAAACAAAACCAGCCCACAUAAUAGACUCUCCAGAGCCGCAGAUCGCCUUCAUGUUGUUGUGAGAGGAAAACCAAGCCCGCUUUUAUGAUCCUAAGUAAUUAGAAAGUAUUGGCCCCAAUUUUGCUAUCUGUUGUCUUUUAACAGCCUCUGAAUUCAUUGCACCAAGUGUAAUAAGAAUAUUUUGUAUACAAGAGUUUGGAGAAGUAUAUAUAAAAACACAAUUACUUUUACGGUACACCUCUGACAUUUUGACUAAUAAAUGCUUUUCAUCUUCAA